Messenger RNA from Nilaparvata lugens (brown planthopper), 2673 nucleotides. RefSeq lists its product as uncharacterized. Gene Ontology annotation, biological process: regulation of transcription by RNA polymerase II. The transcript has 2 exons. Lineage: Eukaryota; Metazoa; Arthropoda; Insecta; Hemiptera; Delphacidae. Gene Ontology annotation, cellular component: nucleus; transcription regulator complex. The record is from RefSeq and is a predicted model, not a curated record. The coding region runs from base 259 to 1230 and encodes 323 amino acids.
UAAAGGCUUGUUUUCCUAGCGACAGGUUUUUUGCGCCGUUGACAACGUGAUACGCCGGGCGUUUAACGUCGACCACUGAUUCCUUUGAAUCUAGUUGGGAUGUUUUCCUAGAGGGCGCAACACGUCAGCGCAGAACGUGUUGCGUUGACGCGGUUGGCCCCACUGCUCGAGGAGGAGUCAACAACGCAGUACGCUGACGCAAUCGCCUUGGAUUCCAGUGUUUUGUGCAUUCAAGUUUCGAGUUGUGAGGUUUUCAAGAUGUCCCAAAGCGCAUCAGCGAGGUUUUCGGCAGACGAGGACGAAUUGUUAAUUGAGUUCGUCCAAAAGGAAGAUAUGUUAUAUGACCUUAAACAUAAAGAAUUUAAAAACUCGACGAAGAAAGACCUGUUGCGGAAUGAAAUAGGGAGAAGAUUGGAAAAAGAAGGGAGUGAGUGCAAGAAACGGUGGAAAAGUAUGAGGGACCACUACAAAAGGGAGAAAAAAGAAGAAAAAGGUACAACAGGGAAAGCUGCUAAGAAGAAAAGAGCUCAGUACUGGCAACGGUUGCAGUUUUUAGACACUGUGGAGGAUGAAAGAACGAGUUUUACGAAUGUUGUUACCGCAUCCGACGUUGGAGCAUCAUCUGAAACUCCACAACAAGGCAUUCCAGAAGAGUAUGAGGAGGAUGCUUCAAUGGAACAUAGGUCCCAGGAAUUAUCUCCGCAUACAUCAUCUCAGCAUACUGAACAGACAAAUACGACCCCAUCCCAACAUGAAAAAAGGUCCGAACUUGAAUUUCACCGUCGAAAUCCGAAACAAAGGAAAGACAGUUCUGUUCUCCAAAAAUAUUUGCAGGAAAGAAAGGAAGACAGGAACCAUUUAAAGAGAUGUCUUGAAGGUCUUAUGACAUACCCAGGACCUCCGCAAAAUGAAACUGAAAUUGAUAUGUUCUUCAAAACAAUGGCCGCAACUGUUAAAAAAUUCCGACCAGAUCUUGCCACCCAGACUAAAGCGAGUGUUUUCAAAAUAGUCACCGAUAUGGAAGUGCUGAACCAGCGACUGUCUAUCCCUGGUGACAGUGGAUUCACAGAUAUUCAGUAUGAUAACAACCAAUUGAGACCGUCACCCUCCUCAACAUUCUCACCCUGGUCCACUCCACAUUCAUCUCACACACAAGCUUCGGACCCCUACUCCGAUAUCGUUUCUCAGGCCUUCCAAACGGCCUUAGUAGGCACAGAGAACAAUGAAUAAUUCAGUUUUUGUACUCAUGUUUGAUUGAAUAGUUUUGUGUUUGAUUGAGAAGGCUACUCCCUUUUGUACUCGUUUUCUACUAAGUAAUUACUUUGUUCUUCUAUUUUAAGUAUUAUAUUGUUACUUUUCUUUCUCGUACCGUAUUACUUUUCUUUCCCGUGGUACUUGAUGUUAGGUAUAAGUUUCAUAAAAAUCGUAAACACCCACAUCAAAGACACUGAUGAAGAUCUCAAUACCACAUUCACGCUUCCUAGGGUUAGGUUAGGUUAGGUUAUAUUUGGAAAUAGUUCAUUUUUUUCGAUUUUUUAAGAAUUUUUUUGGGUUUGUGAUACUAUGAAAAAUAGUUUCCAGAUUUUUUCUUUUAACUCAAGGUUAAGUUUGGUUUUACUUUACUAAUUUUUUUUUUAAAGAAUCUGGUAAAAAUACUUAUAUUUUUUUGACCUAACUUGUCAGUCUAAAAAUCGGACUACUACGUCAAAAGUCAAUUGUUUGCUACAAUGAUAAUGUAGUAGAAAUAAACAAAUAUUUCCGGCUUACCUUAGUGUGACUGCCAAUUUUUCAGCGGUUGUUAUAGGUUCCUUCACUCGGUUGUAGGAAGAAGUAGUCAAGUCGUCAUUAAUGAGGUUCAAAAUGUCGAAAAAUCUUCCUCUGGGCAGUCUUAAGUAUCUUCGGAAUUUCUCUUCAUCAUCAAGAAGAUGAUUCUUGACUAAACUGCUGAACAUUCCUUCACUUCUGCGGUUUGAGAAUACAUCACUCACACUUUCCCUUACUUUUGCAUAUUUUGUUAAUACGAACUCUUCUUCUUCGUCACCAUCUAUUAUUUCUUUAAUUAUGAAAGCAGCCAUUACAUUUCUCUUUCUCACCAUGUUCUCCAUUUCAGCAGUUUCACUUAAAUGUUUCACAUACAAACACCCAACCUUCAACACGAUUCUACGCCAACUGAACAGAUAAAACACGGCGCUAGGAAAACACUUUUACGCUGCGUAAUAUAUUUCGCGCUUUAGUCGACGUUUUUCAGGCUCAUUCGGUUCCUGCUGCGCAAAAAACCUGUCGCUAGGAAAACAGGCCUUAAGUCUGCUACCUUCGAUGUUGUGACCGAUUUGUUGAGUGCUCUGGAUGGGUCGCAGAGGGCUGUGGGAGUCUUCUGUGACUUGUCCAGGGCUUUCGAGAUGGUUGACCACGGUCUCCUUUUGGAUAAGUUGAGGUUUUAUGGAUUUAGUGGUUGUGCAGAGACAUUUUUUAGAUCCUACCUUGAGAGGAGAUAUCAAGCUGUAAAGAAUGAUUGUGAGGGCUCUCAGGUAUUUUCUACAUGGCAGCAAAAUGGGCGAGGAGUGCCUCAGGGAUCCAUACUUGGGCCUACUUUGUUUAAUAUCUUUAUCAAUGACUUGCCCUACAAUGUGGAUGGUAAAUUGAUAUUAUAUGCUGAUGACACAACAAUCUUGG